Messenger RNA from Pimephales promelas (fathead minnow), 489 nucleotides. RefSeq names its product SEC61 translocon subunit gamma (gene sec61g). Gene Ontology annotation, cellular component: membrane. Gene Ontology annotation, biological process: protein targeting; intracellular protein transport. Gene Ontology annotation, molecular function: transmembrane protein transporter activity. The record is from RefSeq and is a predicted model, not a curated record. NCBI's taxonomy places the organism in Eukaryota, Metazoa, Chordata, Actinopteri, Cypriniformes, Leuciscidae.
GCGCUGCGUCAGUCUUUCCUCAGUUAAAACUACGUGGCGUAACGCACAGCGGAAUCAGUGUGUCACGUCCAGUUGAACUACUACGGUAUCCUUUGAUUUAUUAACACAGCAUCACUUCAGGAUGGAUCAGGUCAUGCAGUUCGUGGAGCCCAGCAGGCAGUUCGUCAAGGACUCCAUCAGACUCGUCAAAAGAUGCACAAAGCCAGAUAGAAAAGAAUUCCAAAAGAUUGCCAUGGCAACAGCAAUUGGAUUUGCCAUCAUGGGCUUCAUUGGAUUCUUUGUCAAACUCAUCCACAUCCCCAUCAACAACAUCAUUGUUGGUGGUUGAAUCAGCUGUGAAGCCAAACAGACCUGCGGCUGCCGGAAACGAUGAUGGACUGAACGCAAACAUUUGUAUAAAUCAUGCUUUUUGUGCAUGUUAACAUUUAUAUUUGGCUGUUAAUAAAUCAAAGGUUACACUACUCAUUGUCUUCAUUAAUAAAAGGUUGU